AUAAAAGAAUGUUCUCUCGAAAAUCACCGGUUUUACCUAGAAUAGACAACAGUCCACCGAUACUGUUCGUGGAUAAUAUAUUGCAUUCGACAAAGCUUGUGAAUGACAUUCGCCGGCAGCGGGAAGUUGCCAAACAAAACAAGGAACUGCUUAAGCGAAUCGAUCGAAUUAACCGGACAAAGGGAUUCCUAGGAGUGAACUACGACUACAAACCGAAGCUGUAUUUGAACUGGGAAGCACGUGAGCAAGAAGCAAAAAGAAUACACCAAGCAAAUCUUCAGCUGCUGGAGCGUAUCUUAGAUGUCUCACCAGAAAUUAUUGCUUCGAAUCAAGAGAAGUCUUAUCGUAGCUUUGACAAGUAUCGCAAAAUAUGUUCGAAGAGAUCCAAGCCCAGGAUGCUCACCCGCCGAAAGGCGAAAGAUAUGACGGGAUAUCACAGUCUCGUCAUGGAAUGCUGCGAACGUAACGAUCGUAAGCUGGGAAGUCUGAAGAUUAACCUAUUCAAAAACAACGUCACUAAAUAUCUCAUGGAUGAAGGAAUCCGCUUUAUUGAAGGCCAAAUCUAUCGUAUCUACAAGGAUCAGUACGUUGUCAUUCGUGCCCAUGUUAGCAUUUCCGAAACAAAGGAAGAACAACGAAGGCAACUAAUUGAAAAUGUCGAACGAGGAUCCCUGCUUAGAGCGAUCAUCAAUGAACAGCCUGCGUUGCUUUUAACUUUGACCACAUUUCAACGCUUAGCCAACUGCCAAGUUCUUGGCACAGUUGAUCCGUCCGGUGAACAACUGUUGGACUUAUUAAACUACUAUGGGACCACUUGGGGCAGGACACUCGAACCACUUUGCUUUCGGAUUAAAAUAAAAGUCCAAACUUAG
Topomyia yanbarensis is the source of this 872-nucleotide messenger RNA. RefSeq lists its product as uncharacterized. NCBI's taxonomy places the organism in Eukaryota, Metazoa, Arthropoda, Insecta, Diptera, Culicidae. The record is from RefSeq and is a predicted model, not a curated record. The transcript is spliced from 4 exons. The coding region runs from base 9 to 872 and encodes 287 amino acids.